AUGUUGGCUGACGUUGGUGCCGACAGGACACCUCGCAAAGUAGUUAAGGCCACUCCAGUUCGCCCCGUUUCUCCCAAAUUCGCGUUGUCCAAGAAGGAUAUCCUCAAGCCCGAGGUCGCUCGAACAAAGCCGUUGGGAUCAUUCCGAUCAGCGGAAGGCUCAUCCACCACGGAAACCGCGAACCGCGCGUCGUUCACCAGGCCAUCGUUGGCAGCUGCAUCCGAGUUGGAGAAAGACACUUCAUCCUCAGAACAACGCGAGUAUGAAGCCGCGCCGUCACAGUCUCCCGUCAAGGCCAGUCACGACGAUAUCAUCGACCUCACGUUGAGCUCGUCGGAAUCGGGCGACAGCGACUCGGAGGCUGACAAGCGGGAAGUCACCUCUCUCAUUUACAGCUCUCCGCCACUUAGUAAGCUGUCCAAUGGAGUAGCGCUACCGAGCCUCGAUAGACUAUCGCUCAAAGGCGAGUCCACCCCGCGAAAACCCGUCAGCCGGCGAGUGUUCGACUCUGAGGGCAAAUUGAAUGUUGGUCCGGCGCUGAGACCUGCGCCCGAAGCUUCCCGGCGACGAUGGAUGGAAAGGUCACCCGAAUCCGAGGACGAUGCACCACAGACUGCGGCUCCCAUCUUUCAGCCUCGUUCCUUGCAGACGCUCCCUCUGAGAAGAACGCCCAGCCCUCAAUUAUCUCCCCCGACGAGUCCCGCAAAGAAGGGUAAAGCCUCGCGAGUAACGAAGAAAGCGCAGCGCGAGGCAGAGCGCACACGGCGUGAAGCAUACGCGGAGGAGCUCUUCAAGGAGCUGAAUGCAUCGGUGUUCAAUGGCGGCCUGCCGGAGACGACGGCUCUGACAUGGAGUGUCCGGCUGUUGACGACGGCUGGAAGGGCGAAGUGGCGCAGGUCGAGAGACGGGACACAGACGACGGAAAUCGAGCUUGCAACCAAGAUUUUGGAUAGCGAUGACAGGAUACGUAACACGCUAUCGCAUGAAAUGUGCCACUUAGCAUGCUGGAUCAUUGACGGUGAUCCUAAGGAAGGGCAUGGUAGGGCGUUCAAGGCCUGGGCCGCAAGAGUCACUCGGAAACGACCUGACAUCACAGUCAGCACAACACACAGCUAUAAAAUUGACUAUCCAUAUGAAUGGGAAUGCGAUUACUGUUCCAAAGUUUAUGGUCGCCACAGCAAAUCCAUCAAGAUCGAAGAGCUGCGGGACAUGCAAAACGGGCAAGCUUGUCCCCCUGUUUACGACCCGGGCCCCUAAGACGCCGAAAUCAACAGGCCCUGCUACCAGACCAUGUGCGUACCGCUGCCUAGUAUUGC
Molecule: messenger RNA, 1316 nt
Organism: Phanerochaete carnosa HHB-10118-sp
Lineage: Eukaryota; Fungi; Basidiomycota; Agaricomycetes; Polyporales; Phanerochaetaceae
Exons: 8
Coding region: 1-1257 (418 amino acids)
Cellular component (GO): nucleus
Source: RefSeq, a predicted model, not a curated record